AAAACGCCAACUUUUGUUUUGUUGUUGCUGUAUGAUUUUUUUAUUAAUGUGACACAUUGUUUGUUGUUUGGAUUUCUUUCUUCAUUAUUGACAUUUACUGUUUUCGUUUUUUGCUGUUGACAACUACAGCGAAUAACAAAAUCUCAUAAAAAAUAUUCAACUAAUAGAAUAUUUCAUUUACGCGCUUAAAUCCCAUAACAGACAUGUCUUUUUUAACGCUUAAUCGUCUGCACAUUAUUAUAUUAGUUUAUAUAUUUAUAUUUGUACCGGAAACAUGGUCAAGAUCCUCGACACUGGAAAAACACUAUAUACGUGGUGGCUUACAUGCGCCUUGUUUCUUCUUUCACACCGUUAAUGUUACAGAUGAUCAGAGAUUUGAUAAUGGCUCCUAUUUACACGAUGGCAUUCUAAUACCUCAUAAAUAUAUAGCCGUAUAUAAUUAUAUCUAUACCGAUCCGGUUACGACAGUUAAAGUUACACCUCAUUUGCGUGGCUGUAUUUGUAAAGUGAAGCCGUGUAUUAAUUUCUGUUGUCCUUUUGGUAAACUGUACAGUUCAAAUGAUUCGUCUUGCAUUGAUGCCCAUGAUCAUUUUGAAUGGCCGACAACGUUGAAUAUGACACUAUCGGAUGGUUCCUUGAAGACUGUAAAUAUAUUUAAACAAUAUGCCAUAGUGAAUUUUCGACCUUGUAAUCCCAUGUAUGCUUUGGAGCCACAAAGAGAACCGGAUGAUGCCUGGCAGAUAUUUGCGAACGGUACAAUUUUCCGUCACUAUGAUGAAUCAUAUUUGGAUAAACUGCAGUAUUGCAUGGUGCCCACUAUGGGUAAUGAUACAAAUGCUACAUUCUACCUCAAUCCUGCCAAUUGUGAUUUGAGUCCCGGCUAUGGAACAAUGAAAAUAAUAAAUGCCUACGCUAUGCUCUUCUCCAUACCCUUUAUGAUAUUGACCAUUUUGGUGUAUUUAGCCAUACCGGAAUUGCGCAAUCAGCAUGGCAAAUCAUUGGUCUGUUAUUUAUUUGGUCUUAUAGUGGGCUAUUCGAUGUUGUGUCUGAAUGCCUGGUCGGCGUAUAUAGAUGUAAUAGGUUUGCCCUGUAAAAUUAUAGGUUACACGGCCUAUUAUUUCUUUAUGGCGGCCUUCUUUUGGCUAAGUGUUAUUAGUUUUGAUUUAUGGCAUAAUUUCCGAGGCACAAGAGGCAUUAAUCGUUUUCAGGAGAAGAAAAGAUUUGCCAUGUAUUCGGUAUAUUCUUGGGGUAUACCUAUUAUAUUUCUUAUAGGUACCUGGUUUAUGCAAGAACGUGUGGAUAUACCAUAUGCCUGGAAGCCUGGUAUUGGUGGGGGUGAAUAUUGCUGGAUCAAUAUGUUAACCUGGUCAGGUUUGGUAUACUUUUUUGCACCCAUUAUGGGCAUAAUUGUGGCCAAUAUUAUUAUGUUUAUCAUGACAGCCAUGAAAAUCCAUAAGGUGCAGCGAGAAAUGGCACGUAUUAUGGCUCGUGAGGAUAGUACGCGUAAUUUAAGAAAUGAAAAAGACAAAUUCGGUUUAUUUUUACGUUUAUUUUUGGUCAUGGGUGUUACUUGGUCUUUGGAGAUCGUCUCAUAUUUUGUGGGCGUUGACAAACCCUGGUCGAAAAUCUUUUAUGUGGCUGAUAUUUGUAAUGCCAUUCAAGGUUUCUUGAUUUUCAUGUUGUUUGUCAUGAAAAAGAAGGUUAAACAAUUGAUUACUAAUAGAACUUGUAGCUCUCGUAGUUAUCGUAAUACAAAUAGUACUACACUGGGCAAUACAGCGGUACGACGUCGUUUUCUUGAUGUCUCUUUACAAAUUAGACAAAUGAUUAUUAUACGUUCGGCUUUUUCGAAUAAUCAAAAUGCUCAUAGGCAUGAGGGUUAAAAAAUACGAGCGAUAUUUUUUCGAACUUCGAAUUUUGUAAAGUAAGAAAGAGUAUUUAGGAGAGAACAGAAAUUUUAAAUGUUGUAAUAAAAAGCGUUGUUUUUGUGAAAGUGUGUUGUAAUAAGAAUGGCAAACUAAUACUUAGACAUUUAAUUACAAAGUUCUUUCGACUAAAAAUUUCGGAAAAAACAAUUUGCAAAGUAAAAAGUCGGGAAACUAGUGGGUCAAAGUUGGAUAUGAAGGUCCCAUUGGAUAUUCGGCUUUAACUGGUUUGCAAGAUUUUUUUACGCGAUAUAUUGAACUUCUGGUUACUGUUUAUAUCCAUUAUGUAUCGCCUAUAAAGACUCGAAACGUUGCGGUACGAAUCGUAUGUCAUUUAACAAAUCAUGCAGCUUGCAAACGUUUUGAUUUGGGGUCUUGAAUAAUUGCCAAUGAUUCUUCGGUAUAGAAGUGUUUAUAAGAUGUUUAUAUUUACAGCAGUUCGAUCGGAGAGUCCCGAACUACCUAUUUAACUUACCUUUUAAGGUUACCUUUAUGUACCAAGCGUCCAGGUGACUAGCAAUUUUAACAUGUGUUGUUCUAUGAGGAAGUCAAUCAUCAAAACCAAUUGAUGAUUCCCCGCUUACAUAGGGGACUCUACAGUCACGAUUGUCUUCACUCUCGUUUACAAGGAGUACAUCCGUAACGAAAGACGAAAUAGAGCCAACCAAGUGGUUAGACGUAAAAACACUUUUUCCGAUGAAUUGACUCUUUGUCGAACUUCUGUGCUAUUUUAAGUUUCGGGACUUUUGAAAGUUGUAGCUGAUCCUAAUUAAAAAUAAAUCAAAAUAUCACAUGAGUUAGUUGUCCCGAUUUCCAUAAUGGUGAUUUUUGUAUAUGUACGCUUCUUUUGACAGUAAGUGUAGUGUACAGAUCCACAAAUCUAACUAUAUUCUUGACGGAUUAUUCUGGUUCGUUCCAUUCUUUAUUGGAUUGUUCCGAUCUCCGCAAUAUUGGUAUCCAAAUGAGUUUCGAUUCAAAACAUUUUAACUAUCAGUAAGCGUACUAAAUAAAAUCUAAAAUCUAACGAUCUGAUAAUGUGCAAAGAGAUCAGGAAACUUGUCUGGUCCCUCUAACAUGCCCUGUUCUUUAUUUGCCCGUCCUAACUAUAGCAGCAUACGAUUCUGGUUCAUCGAAAUCUUUCAGCUGUUUCCUUGUCUAAUAAUAAGCUAUCCCAAAUCGUGAAAAUUUAACCCAUUUAUAUUACCAAAGUACCAGAUCGAUAUAAUGGUUAUGCAAGAGUUGGAAUCAUAAGAACAGCUAGGCAGUUGAAGAAGUAUAAAAUAGAUACAUUAAAGACCCAAAAAGAUCGCAAUCCAGUGAGACAGCAAGAAGUCCAUUUUAGUAUUAAUUGGUGGAUCUUAAAAUUAACUUUGAAUUAGACUAAAGAUUUUUUUAAUAAGAUUCUGAUUUUUAAUUACUUAUAGUUGAUAGGAUAAAAUAUGGACUGCCCGAUUUAAAUCUUUGUUCUUUAUGUGAUCAGUAAAGCAUUUAUAAUCGUGCUUGAUAUUUCAAAAUAACUAACGCAAAAUUCAAUUUUGAAUAAUUUCUCUAUACGAAAAACUAACCAAUGAAUUAUUAAGCCUUAUAAUCCAUAAUAUAGUCCCAAACUUAAAUCAUCAAUUGAUAUUGCUUAAACAAUAAAAUUCGUACUAAUGUCGCGCAUUUAACUUAAUCAAAACUAAUAGUCUUCUCCACCUAAUGCUUAACAUAUACUGGCCUAAUACUGAUCUUUAUACUAAUACUUAUUCUC
This is a messenger RNA of Lucilia cuprina (Australian sheep blowfly), 3675 nucleotides long. Its product is annotated as G-protein coupled receptor Mth2. The record is from RefSeq and is a predicted model, not a curated record. Gene Ontology annotation, biological process: G protein-coupled receptor signaling pathway; cell surface receptor signaling pathway. Lineage: Eukaryota; Metazoa; Arthropoda; Insecta; Diptera; Calliphoridae. Gene Ontology annotation, cellular component: membrane. The transcript is spliced from 8 exons. Gene Ontology annotation, molecular function: G protein-coupled receptor activity. Bases 204 to 1883 code for a protein of 559 amino acids.